AUGAGGUAUUCAUUGCAUUUGGUUGGCCUUUUGGCUGUGGCUACGACUGUGGUUGGACAUUCUACGUUUCAGGACCUAUGGGUUGAUAGGUUUGUUCUUUUCUUUUUCUUCUAUCCUCCACGAUCUUUUGGAGUUUGUGUGGGGGGAGAGAAUUGGGAUGGAGAUACUGACAUCUUUCUAGUAAAGAUGAAGCGACAAAUUGUACGCGUAUACCACUGAGUAAUAGCCCCAUAGGGAGUGUCACUACGAAUGACAUACGAUGUAACAAGGAUGUUAAGGCUGCUGCUUCUACUUGUACUGUUCCUGGUAUGUUUCUCUCUUCCGAGUCUUCUUCUACAUUUCUCAAGAACCACCGAAACAAGAAGCUGACUGGAUGACACAAAACAGCCGGUUCUAAGAUCACAGUCGAGAUGCAUGCUCAGCCCAACGACCGCGCCUGUAGUCACGAAGCCCUAGGAGGGAAUCACUUCGGUCCUGUCAUGAUCUACAUGUCCAAGGUCUCUAGUGCAGUGACUGAUCCGGGAAGUGGGGAUUGGUUCAAGAUUAGUGAGGAGGGUUACAACCCUACCACUAAGAAGUGGGGAACUGUAUGUUUAUUUUGAUCUCUUCCACUUCUUCGUCUUCACGUUCCCCUGGUUUGAGGUUGUGAGAGAGAUACUAUUGUACACCUGAAGAAUAAGCGCUGAAGACUCCCAAAUAGGAUAGCCUCAACGCCAACUGCGGAAAAAGAGACGCCGUCGUUCCGGCCAGUAUCGCUCCAGGUGACUACCUCAUUAGAGCCGAGGCCAUCGCUCUUCAUGCUGCUUCAUCAGUUGGAGGUGCUCAGCCCUACGUGACAUGUUACCAAGUCACCGUUACUGGCUCGGGAACUGUUACUCCUCCUGGUGUCAAAUUUCCGGUAUGUUUUUCCCAAUUCUCGAACUUUUCAUCCUUGUGGCCGGACGAGUGAGGGAAAAGAAUGACGUUAAGAUGGAGUGAGUUGUGGGUUGUGAGUACCAUAGCUAAUUUUCUUGACAUAGGGCGCUUAUAAACCAACGGAUCCGGGAAUUCAGGUUAAUAUCUAUAACAAUCUCAAGGAGUACAUCAUUCCUGGUCCUCCUGUUUUCACUGGAUGA
This is a messenger RNA of Hymenoscyphus albidus, 1115 nucleotides long. The record is from the annotation of a GenBank genome assembly. NCBI's taxonomy places the organism in Eukaryota, Fungi, Ascomycota, Leotiomycetes, Helotiales, Helotiaceae.